UUGAUCUAUUCAUAAAAAAGAAUAUCAAUCUUUACAAGAAUAUCAAAAGGAAAAUUCACAUGAUCAAACCUUCACUAAAUACAUGUAUGUACAUGCAUCGGCCCUAGCAGAUAUAUUAAAAAAGGAAUGCGUACAGCCCAAGGAAAGGAAAAAUAAACAAACAUGUGUCUACAAACAGCUAACAGGAUAAUUAAUCUAAUAAAACACAGAUGGCAUAGUGGAGACAGAUAAAAUCAAUCAGCAUUUUGACAUGAUGGGGAAAACAAGUUUACCGUCCAGGCUCUGCUUCUAGAAAGUGGUCUGAAUACGCAGCCUAAGUCCCUGACUGGGUAAACUUGUAGUUGUGAAAGUCUUGUCUCAAGACCCACAUGAUGAUUAAAGUUUAUAGGGGAGGGGGAAGGUCAUAAAGCUGUUCAUAAUCUAAGAGCAACUUUAUGAAUUACUUUUGAUCCUUUGUGGUAAAUGAUAUGCACCAUUAAGUGUUCAUUAGUGAUUACCUAAGAUUAUUUAUCGCGUAAGAAAGGUUUACCGGUCGUUCUCAAAUUGCUUUAUGAAACACCCACCAGGGUCUGUGUCUGCAGACUAGAGGAUUGAGGUAAUUAGACCCCGGGGUAAUAUGGGCCCCACACAGCGGCCUCACCCUCAGUUCAAGUAUGAGAAGGACAAACGAGCUAUCACAUGUGCAGGAUGUGUGCAUGUUACAAUAGCCACUGUGUCUAGCUGUAGUACUGUAACUUGCAGUAUACUAUACUGAGCAGUUGCAAAGGACUACUGAAUUUCAUCUAUCAAGUUGCUUCUCCACUUUGCACCGGAUAUACCUCGCAUAAACAAAUUUUCAUCAUUGCUCGAAAUCUGGAUUAUCAGCUGCGAAAAUGAGGAAUUACAAACGUAAGACAGAGACCUCUUACACCAAGCAGUCUCUCAUAGAUGCAGUUGAAGCCAUCAAAGAAGGCAAGAUGGGACUCAAAAAGGCAAGCAAGAUAUACGGUAUAAGCCGUACUACGCUGCAGAAAAGGGUACAGGGCAAGAUUUCAAUUGAUGUCUUUGGUGGUGGUCGCAAAACUGUUCUCCCAAAGCAUGUCGAGGACGAAAUGGCCAGAUGUCUUGGCAUUCUAGCAAGCUGGGGUCUUGGAUUUACGAAGGCUGCGCUUUUAGACCUGGUUGCCGAUUAUGUAAAGACCUGCAACAUUGAGAACCCUUUUACUGAUGGUAGACCAGGAAUCGACUGGUAUAAAGGAUUCAUGGAUCGGCAUCCUUCUCUAAGCCUUCAAAAACAAGAACAGCUUCCUUGCAGCAGGGCAAAGGCGACAGAGAAAGAAACUGUAAGACACUGGUUCGAGCUGUUAGGAAAAACUCUAAAAGACCUCAGUCUUGAAAACAAACCCUCCCAGAUAUAUACAGUUGAUGUGAAUGGAUUGCCUCUUGACCCAUCUCAGCUGAAAGCGAUAGCAGAGAAGGGUCUGGAGAAUGUCUUCCAAAUUAUUGGAGGCUACGAAGGAUCAGAGAGAGAAAAAAUUACAGUGAGCGGAUGUGGUUCUGCUUCAGGACAUAUGCUACCUCCCUAUGUGUUGUACAGUGGAGAAAACUUGAAUACAGACUGGACCAAGGAAGGGGUCCCAAAUGCCAGAUACAAUACAUCACACAAUGGCAGGAUGGAAGCUGUCACACUCUUUGACUGGUUCCAAAAUAUGUUUCUCCCCAACAUCCCACAAGUCCGGCCAGUGCUUCUCAUUUUUGAUGGCACCGCAUCGCGCAUUACGUUUCCUCUAGUAAAGCUUGCUUCAGAGAAUGAGAUCACCAUCAUACCCAUUCCUUCUAGCACAACCCACUAUUUUAACCCUCUCAAUGUCAGUGUGUAUGGACCUGUGAAGACAGCCUGGGAGAAGAUCCUUCUUGCCUAUGCCACAGAGAAUCUUGGAAGAGCUCUUGUCAAAGAUGAAUUCCCUAGGCUUGUCAAGGAUCUCUGGAAUGAAGCAAUGAAACCUGAAUCCCUUGUGAGUGGUUUCAAGAGCUGUGGAAUCAUGCCAUUCAACCCAUCGACAGUUCCAGAAUCCAUAUAUGAAUCAUCUGCUGCUUUGAAGCUAAAUAUACUUCCAUCAGUUUUGUACAAACCAGAUGUCUGCAGUGAUUUCCCGUCAACCUCCAGAAUAUCUCAGGCUAUGCUACCACCUACAAUCCAGCCAGAAUUCUGUAGUGAUUCUCCAUCAACUUCCGGAUUAUCUCAAGCACCAUCACAUAUGUCUUGGCCUGCUAUACAAAUGAAAGAAGUUGAAGGAAUCAGAUCACCUCUUACAAGUUCUCUGUGUGGUAACACCUCUUCUACAUCCCCUUUGAAUCUCUCUGUGACUCCAGACUCGAGUUCGUCAACCCCACCUUCUACUGAAAACUCUACUCCUGCCAUUGCAGAGUUAAUUGCAAAACACAUCCAAUCAAAGGUAGAAUCAAAUAGACCAUCAAAAAGACAAUCAGAAAGAGUACUGACAUUUGGUGACAUUGUGACAAAAGAACAUGUGAAGCCUUUGGAGCAAGAACAAAAGGUGAAACGAAGAAGAAAGAGUGAAAAUCCAAGGAAGAAGAUAGAAAGGCUGGACAAAGAGUAUCAACAACAUGAAAGAGAUGAAUUAGAUAAUCUGUUUGAUGAUCCAGUGGAAGUUCUGCAAACUGACAUUGACACCCAAAAGGAUGGCAAAGGCAUUGAAAGAUGUGAGGCUUGUGGUAAAAUAAAUGAUACCACAGACUCUGACCAGUUCAUUGGUUGCGAUCUUUGUCCAAAAAGGUUUUGCAAGAGUUCCGUCUGCUGUGGCCUUGAUCUCUCAUCAGAGAGAGAUGUUACAAGAGUUGGCUUUGUGUGUAAUUCUUGCCAAGAGAUCAUGUACAACAGACAAAUAACAACACAUAUGGAAAUGGAACAUGGACGAAAGAUGUAUGCUAUAUCAUAAGCAUUGCUUAAUUAAUUUAGGGUACUUACAUGAAAGUUGGUCAAUGAGAGGAAAAUUAAGCUUUAUGUUAUUAAGUAUUUCAGAUCUGGGGCCCGUACCACAAAGCCUACCAAUGAUCGUAGAACUGAUUCCAUUGACUACAAUGUACCAUCAAUCUUGAAAAUCAAGCUUACAAUUCAUCGCUAACCUUUGUGUUACGGGAUCCUGAUCAGGAGGGUAGCACACUUCAUUAUAAUUUGUUACAGCUGAGGAUUUAAUUCAUUCCACGAAAUUUUGAAAAGAAUCCCAUUCUACCAGGUUUUUUUCGUUCACAAAUUAACCACUUGUCGUAGAUAUUAAACAUCAAUUGAUAUGCAAAUAAGAAACACUGAAAGCUGGUAACAUUUGAUGUGAUAUGAUAUGAAGGAGGUUCAUCAUGGCGAUGGAUGAAGUUGAAGAAAUUAAUUGGUUGUCUCAUGACAUUUGAUAUGUUAUUGUUCCUCUUUACCUAAUAUAACUAAAGAUAGUACAUGUUCUAGUUAGUUAGCAUGUUUUAUCUUAGUAAGAUGUUUUUGAAAAUGUUAACUACGACAUCUUUAUAUGUGCUUUACAGAUAUAUUAAUACCCUGGUAAUUUGAUCCAGAAUGUUUGAUUUCGGGAGUUGUGUUUGAUUGUAACUCUCUCUGCUACGGGUCCCAUGCAGGUGGGUAUGAAAUAAACUAUAGAGUGGUGUUCAAAAUUUAAUGAACCCCACGAGAAAAUAAACAUAUGUAAAGUGAACAAAGUCUGCCAUGUUCUUUAUAUUUAAUUGUGAAGCCAGAUGCUAGAACAUAACAUUCAAUAAAUUUUGUUUCUAUAGGCUUGCCGAGCAUUACUGUGUUGUUGUCUACGUUUGACUGUCGGCACAAAGGAGUGUAUUUUGUGGUGGGUCCACUAACUUAUGAGGACAAUUGCAUGCAUGGUGUCAUAUAUGCAGUUAGACCCAGGUGAGGUAAAUGGGUA
Lytechinus variegatus (green sea urchin) is the source of this 3920-nucleotide messenger RNA. RefSeq lists its product as uncharacterized. Gene Ontology annotation, molecular function: DNA binding. Gene Ontology annotation, cellular component: nucleus. The record is from RefSeq and is a predicted model, not a curated record. Bases 873 to 2939 code for a protein of 688 amino acids. The transcript is spliced from 2 exons. Lineage: Eukaryota; Metazoa; Echinodermata; Echinoidea; Temnopleuroida; Toxopneustidae.